AUGAGCAGCAAACUCUGGGAAUUCUUCUUGCGAGAUGAUGUCGAGAGCUUCCGGCGGGUUCUGGCCAACGCCGGUUAUACCUCCGGCGACCAACGGGCUCCGGGAGGUGGAGGUAAUGGAGGAACAUCGUCCUUCAAGUUCGGAAGUCCCGGUGCGAUGAUUGCUUCGUCUCCUGGUCCUUCUGGAAAAAACAAGAGGUUGAGUGGCACUUCGCCAGGCACACCGGGUGCUGAUCGAGGUGGUGGCCCACGUCCCGGUACGACCUUAUCACGAGCGGAUUUGAACACACGAGACCUGCAAGGCAGAACGCUCCUUCACCUAAUCGCCUCAUCGCCUAAACCCACAGCAGUCGAUUUUGCGAGCGCUUUGCUGGAGAUACCGUUGGUGGAUAUAUACGCACAGGAUGGGGAGAGUGGGUGGACUGCUCUACAUCGAGCGCUGUAUGCAGGGAAUGCUACAAUUGCCCAAGCAUUGUUAGUGCGAGAUUUGCGCGAGGCUACUGACUUCAGUAAAGUGGGCAGUACCGGCCACCCAAAUGGAGGUUUGAUCAAGAUGAAAGAUCGAGAGGGAUAUAGUCCCUUUGAUGUCUACGGCGCCACCAUAAUGUCUCGCGACAUCAAACAAUUUGUAUCUCCAGCAACAGCAUUGGAUUCUACAAUUGCGACAGACCUUCAGGGUAGCGACGCUGCGUCCAAUGCGCCAUCACAUGAUGACCAGGAAGAUGGCGAUGACAUCUAUGCAGGAAGAAGUGCCUUGCAACCUCGCGUGAAUCUGGGUGCUGACGAAAUUUUCACGCUUGGUAGCAACAAAAACCUCAAUCUUGGUCUUGGAGACCAGGAUGACCGCCAGUUCCCAGAACGGGUCGCCCUCGAACGACCGGAACAUCUUUUACAGCGGUUCUUUCGGGAAUUCCGGGAGGAGCGAUCAGAUGAUGGACAUGAUAUGUCUGAUUCGUCAACAGAUCUACCGGUUUUGAUCAAGAACAAACCGGUGAAAUUCCAAAACAUGGUCAUGUCGAAGCUUCACACGGCGAUCCUCACAGAUGACCCCGAAUCCAACCUUUUCAUGUGUGGGUUUGGUCCAGGCGGCCGUUUGGGAACUGGAGACGAGUCUACCAGGUUUAGCUUCGCUUGUAUCGAAACAGGUGGUCUUGUAAAGAAGAAAGUCAUUUCCAUUGCUCUGGGCCAGGAUCAUUCGCUCGCAAUCACAGAGCAGGGCGAGAUCUUUAGUUGGGGAAGCAACAAGUUUGGCCAACUGGGCUACAAUCUCCCCAGGGCACAAAACCGUGACGAUGUUCCGAUCCAAACGACACCGCGGCAGAUAUUCAAUCCCUUUAAAAAAGAAAUUAUUUAUGGUGCUGCAGCAUCAGCGAUUCAUUCGGUCGUCUUCAGUAGCUCUGGACUGUACACAUUUGGCAAGAAUGAGGGCCAGCUUGGUCUCGUCGAUUCAGAUGCACGCUCGCUGGAGGCUCAGACAACACCCAGGCGUGUGGGGGCAUCACUUUUCAGUGCCGGAAUUCAAAUGGUCACUGCCAUUGAUCAUGCUACAGCCGUGCUUCUCCAGAACCAUGAAGUCUGGGUGUUUUCGCAGUAUGGCUAUUCGAAGAUUACCUUCCCUCUAGAUAUCAGCUCGAGAUUUAUCAGAGACAGUUUCAUGGCCACCCGAUACGAUACUUCGGUCAAUCACAUCGCGAAGAUCACGUCUGGUGGAAGCGCCAUCUGUGCCCUGUCUAGUUCUGGUGAUGUAUUCACUGUCCAAGUCAACAAAUCGGAGAACCCUCCAGCUUUAACAUCGACGACAAACCCAUCUAAGAUCAAAAAUUCACUUUCCUCUCCGACUCGGGAGUGGUCCGUGAAGAGAUCCCACAUGGCUGUUAGGGAUGUUGAUGUCGGGCAGGAUGGUUCAAUCAUUAUCUGCACAAAUUCCGGUUCUGCAUGGCGAAAGGAAAAGCGUCACAAGUCUAAAGGGGCAUUGAAGGAUUACAAAUUUGUUCGUAUUCCCGGGCUUUCGCGAGUUGUCGGUGUGCGCAGUAACGCCUUUGGAGCGUACGCAGUCGCCCAACGAGAUUGCAAUGUGACUCGGGAGCAGAUCAAGAUUGACCAGAGUACUUUGUGGAACGAUCUUCUGCCACUGUCGCCGUUUGAUUCUUUAAUGACGACAGUCGAUGCUGCACAAACCACCGAGAACGAUUCUUUGGAAUCUGGAUUUGGCCCCGUUAUGUCCAUCAAACGGACAGUCCUGUCAAUCCCAGAUAUCGAGUCCCGUUUUCUAUCUGGGCAGCUCGAUGCACCUAAUGGAACAGUCUGGCUCUCGAGCUCACAGUCCGAGGCGCGGAUUUCUGUCCAUGAGAUUAUAUUAACCGGACGCAGCCCAAUUCUACGGAGAGCUUUCCACCAAUUCCGGCAGAAUUAUUACUUCUCAAUACCUGAUGUCCUUGACCUCGAAUACGGACACGACGGAAGAAGUCAAAUACGGUUCCACGACGUUGAUUUCUUGGCCGUCCUAAAUCUUGCAUUCUUCCUGUACACAGACAACACGCUGGAUGUUUGGCAGCUAACCAGAAUUUCGCCCGAACAUACCACGAAAUAUCGUCAAGUCCGUACAGAAGUCAUGCGGAUUGGCAUGCACUUGGAGCUACCAACUUUGGAGCGAGCAGCUAGGCUGAUGAUCGAACCCACCAAAGCUUUGAAGACGGAUAUGGCUCGGGCAAUCAAUGACCCCUCAUUCUUCGAGAACGCAGAUGUGGUCGUUGAAUUGAGCGGCGGGACUCGAAAAGUGCAUAGCCAGGUCGUUUGUCAGCGGUGUCCGUUUUUCGAAGCGCUGUUCCAUGGCCGCUCCGGUGGCAAGUGGUUGUCGUUGCGUUGUACUGACCCCAACGAUGCGGUCCAUGUCGACCUCAAGCACAUUGAUCGAUCAGUGUUUGACUUCGUUCUCCGUCACAUAUAUGCAGACACGGAGGAGCAGCUCUUUGACGAGGUUCGGUCGGAGAGUCUUGAGGAUUUCAUCGACUUGGUGUUCGACGUUGCGUUCACGGCAAAUGAGUUGAUGAUCGAUAGAUUGGCUCAGGUGUGUCAGAAGAUGCUAGGCAGGUUCGUGCACAACCGUAAUGUCUGCUAUCUUCUCAACAUAAUUGCACCUUGCUACGUCAAGGAGCUCAAGGAUGCUGCGCUGGAGUACAUCUGCUUGAACUUAGAGGACCUGCUAUCAAAUGGACUUCUGCAAGGCCUUGAUGAAGAACUGCUUAGCGAACUUGAUUCGGUUUGCCAUGACAAUCAAAUGGCCUGCUUCCCCAUAUCUCGGGGUCGUAACUCUGACGAUUAUAUCUUCGAGAAAUACCCGGAGCUUGUCGCUCUAGUCGAGCGUGACAAGCAAAGGAUGAUCGAUUCGAUGAAGCUUCAGACGCGCAUCGGCCGGGUUGAGACCCGACAAAUGGGCCAUGACAAGCCAGGGCCGCCAUCUGCGUCGAAAGCGAAGGCAGGGCCGUUGAGGGAAUUCGCGAACGUAGCGAGAAGCCCUGUCUUGAAGUCCAAGCAGUCUACCAAUGACUUGAUAUUUGAGAUGGAUGAAGAAGCUGUGUUGUCGCCUGGUAAUUCAAUGAAAGGAAAGACACCGAUUCGGGGACCUAAGCAAGUUGACGUGACGGAGUCUCCUUUGCUUGGGUCUAGUCUUAUCGAAGAGGAAUCAUUCGGUGACCGGAGCUUCUUGGACGGUCAGAUGGCGUCGCCUCAAGACACACUUCUUGCGGAGUCGCCAUCAGAAACCCGAGCCGGAGCAUUGCAGAAGGAGAAGAACGGGGUGUCUCUUACUCCAAACAUGGGCACCCCGGCUCCUUGGGGAUCUCCAAUGGCAACUGGCAAGAAAGACCUGAAAGACAUCAUGGCCGAGACGUCAGGCACCCGGGUAUCCAACUUGAGUUUAGGCAUGUCCAAGGAAGCUCGACGAGAAAGCAGCAACGCCGCGCCAAAACUAUCUCAAAAGGAACGGAAAAAGCUUCAGCAGCAGCAGAUGCAGGAAAGACUUGCCGCGGAGCAGAAAGCCAAGGAGGCAGCACAGAAUCCUUGGAAAUUGCCAUCGGCUCCUGCCAAUAAACCCGAUCCUCCACUGGGGAUGAACGGACAAGGGCCUCAACCUAUGAAGACCCCUCAACGGCCUGCCAUGACCCUCCGUCAAACUGUUGCGGGUACAGCACCUCCCUCGAAACUCUCAGCACCUGUACAGACACAAAGCCGCAGCGUUUCGGCCAAUGUGCCUACACCAUCGCCAUUAAAAUCCUCCGCAGCUUCUGGACCAUCUACAACACCUAUCCCCUUCGCUCCAUUACCAAGCAACAACACACAGCCACAACCGCCAGCCAUCCAAUCCGUCCGCCAUAUUCCUCGCCCAGAACCCUACCAAACCAGCUUCCAUACGCCCUCGGCCAACUCCCUCUCACUAGCUGCCAUCCUAAUGCAACAGCAGACAGAAAAAGACGAGAUACACGAGGCUGCAACUGCAAAGCACAACCUCCAGGAGAUCCAGGCCGAGCAGGAGUUCCAGGAAUGGUGGGAUAAGGAGAGUAGACGUGUGCAAGGGUUGCCCGAUCCAGAGCAACCAGAGUCUUCGUCUGCGGUUCAAGAAGGAAAAGACACGCGGGGUGGUCGUGGGAAGGGGUCAUCUCGCAAUAGCAAUAGCAACAAUAACAACAAGAGACGAGGUGGUGGCGCUGGAAGGGGUAAAGAUGGUAGUGGUGGUGGUAGUGGCCCUCGACCUGCAUCGGAUGCUUCCGCCUUGACGCAACAGCUCAACCGACAUCGUUCUGAAAACAACAACCGAGGUAAACGACAGCAGCCCCAGCAGCAGCAGCAGAACAGUCAUACUCCUGCAAGCCAACCACGCGGCCACGGCGGGAAUCGCGGUGGCGGCGGUGGCAGAGGAGCCCGUGGGAGAGGUGGUGGUAGAGAACGGGCUAGGGUAUGA
This is a messenger RNA of Aspergillus chevalieri, 4956 nucleotides long. Its product is annotated as BTB domain and ankyrin repeat protein. Bases 1 to 4956 code for a protein of 1651 amino acids. Gene Ontology annotation, molecular function: protein binding. The transcript is spliced from 3 exons. NCBI's taxonomy places the organism in Eukaryota, Fungi, Ascomycota, Eurotiomycetes, Eurotiales, Aspergillaceae. The record is from RefSeq and is a predicted model, not a curated record.